UAUAGAUGAAGUUGCCCUGAAUGGUGACAGAAUGACCUGGGCCAACCAGACUGUGGUCACUGAGUUAAUUCUCCUAGGGUUCUCCAAUCUCCCCCAGCUCCAGUGCCUGCUCUUUGCGAUAUUCCUGGCUGCUUACGUGAUAACCCUAAUGGGUAACAUUCUCAUCAUCCUCAUCACAACAGCGGAUCCUGCUCUUCAUAGCCCGAUGUACUUCUUCCUCCGGAACUUGUCCUGCCUGGAGAUCUGUUUCACCUCAGUCAUCGUCCCUAAGCUGCUGGCGAACCUCCUGUCUGCCAAUCAAACCAUCUCCUUCCAUGGCUGCAUCUUGCAGAUGUAUUUCUUCUUCUUCUUUGGCAGCACAGAGUGCUUCCUCCUGGCCGCCAUGGCCUACGACCGCUAUGUGGCAAUAUGCAACCCCCUGCGCUAUACAGUUGUCAUGAACAGGAGGAUUUGCAUCCAGCUGGCAGUGACUUCAUGGGUCUCAGGGAUUCCUGUAGGAACAGUGCAGACGACUUGGCUGUUCAGUUUCCCCUUCUGUGGUCCCACUGAAAUCAACCACUUCUUCUGUGACAGCCCCCCAGUGUUGAAACUGGUGUGUGGGGACACCUACCUAUUUGAAAUGUAUGCUGUGACUGGCACCAUUGUAAUUGUAUUGUUCCCCUUCAUCCUCAUCCUGGUCUCCUACAUCUGCAUCAUCUCCACCAUCCUGAGGAUACCCUCAGCUGAAGGCAGACUCAAGACCUUCUCCACCUGCUCCUCUCACCUCAUGGUGGUGACUCUGUUCUACAGCACAGGUGGCUUGACCUAUUUCCGACCUAAAUCCAGCUACUCCCCAGACACCAAGAAGCUACUCUCUCUGUCCUACACAGUCUUCACACCCAUGUUAAACCCCAUCAUCUACAGUCUGAGGAACAAAGAGGUGAAGGGGGCCAUCAGGAAAAUGCUGGGCUGGCAAAUAUGUUCAAGGCAAUUUUGA
This is a messenger RNA of Chelonoidis abingdonii (Abingdon island giant tortoise), 976 nucleotides long. RefSeq names its product olfactory receptor 10A2-like. Gene Ontology annotation, biological process: G protein-coupled receptor signaling pathway. Gene Ontology annotation, cellular component: membrane. NCBI's taxonomy places the organism in Eukaryota, Metazoa, Chordata, Testudines, Testudinidae. The record is from RefSeq and is a predicted model, not a curated record. Gene Ontology annotation, molecular function: olfactory receptor activity; G protein-coupled receptor activity.